This is a messenger RNA of Scomber japonicus (chub mackerel), 1177 nucleotides long. It is a transcript of the gene tspan34b, whose product is annotated as tetraspanin 34b. NCBI's taxonomy places the organism in Eukaryota, Metazoa, Chordata, Actinopteri, Scombriformes, Scombridae. The transcript is spliced from 8 exons. Gene Ontology annotation, cellular component: membrane. The record is from RefSeq and is a predicted model, not a curated record. Bases 63 to 812 code for a protein of 249 amino acids.
ACCCAGCCUAAGAGCACAUCCUUGGAUAUCUCCUCUGAAAGGUUGAACACUCAACAGCAAAAAUGGGAUGCUUUGGAUUCCUCAAAGUCAUGAUGUUUAUUUUUAAUGGCAUCAUCUUUCUGGCUGGUGCCGCCAUCCUGGGUGUUGGGAUCUGGGUAAAGGUGGACAGCGGCUCGAUCCUCAGCUUCCUCGGGAAGAUCGAAGACGCACCUGCAGAGCUCAAUCAGGUGCUGAAUGUGGGUUACCUGCUGAUUGCAAUAGGACUUCUCCUGCUCGUCAUCGGCUUUCUAGGCUGCUGUGGAGCUGUGAGAGAGAGCAGGUGUAUGCUGAUGCUGUUUUUUAUCAUAGUCUUGGUGGUCUUCAUAGCGGAGGUUGCAGGAGCUGUGGUGAUCUUAGUAUUCAGACCUUUGGCAGAUGAGUUGUUUAAGAAAUUUGGAACAGCAGCAGUUAAGAACAUCCAGAAGGACUAUGGGAAAAAUCCAGACAUCACAGGAUUGUGGAAUACUACAAUGACCACGCUAAAAUGUUGUGGAUUCUACAAUGCCACUGACUUUGUGGGCUCUCCAUAUUAUGAGGACCACAACAGCCAAUACCCACCACAGUGCUGUUCAACCAUGAAUAAUAACCCAUGUAAUCAAACGAUGAUCGACAGUGGCAUGGGAGUCACUGGUUGCUUCCCGAUGAUCAAGAGGCUAAUUGAUGACAACGCCAUAGUCAUUGUGGGAGUGGCACUGGGAAUUGCAGCACUGGAGAUAUGUGCCAUGGUUGUCUCCAUGACCCUUUACUGCAGAAUAAAAUCAAGGGGAGACUAACUGCAAAAUGUAUCGGCCUCAGAGGGAUCAUUUUAAUCACUGCAGCCUCUCUACUUCUUGUGUCCCCUCUAGAGGAGUAAAGGGCCAUCUAUGCCUAUAUCUUGCAAAAAUGCCUCAUCACUGAAGACAGUUAAUGUCAGAUUUUGUGCAAUCAGAAUGACUGAAUGAAGGACAUAACACAUCUAUUUUUUACUACACUUAAAUCUAAUAAAUGCUAUUUCUGAAUGUAUAUUGUCUAUUUCUCAAGAACACUACAGUUCACUUAAUGAACCAUGCUACAGACAUUGUAUAUUUCACCAAAGAUUAUUUUAAAUAUCAAGUAGUACUACUGCCAGUAGCACAUUGCCAGUCAUUGAGGAAUUACA